UCUGCGUUUUCCUGCAUCCCAAAUAGAAUGGCCAUCCCUUCACACAAGCUGUUUUUAGUUUUCAUGUCUCUUUUGCUUGUCUUCCUUUUCCUCUCUCCACGCUCUUCUUUUUCCCAUCCAUUACUCUCGACCAGCUGUCUUUCCCAUGAAUCCCAGGCUCUCCUUCGUUUCAAAGAUGCCCUCAAUAUUUCACUGACUUCAUCACGGGUCAAUCUGACUUCGUGGGUGAAUGGAACAGACUGUUGCACCAACUGGACAGGCAUCUCCUGUGACAAUCACACCAACCACGUUGUCUCUCUUAACAUACACCCUCUCUUUGCUGAAGGCGUGAUAUCUGAGAGCCUGUGCCAACUUCGUUUUCUCACAUCACUCACUAUAUCUCUUACAUCAGGUACUGUCAUUCCUCCCUGUUUGAGAAAUCUCUCUUAUAUUCGCUAUUUAGAUUUAUCUGGAAAUAGCUUUACUGGGAUGAUUCCCCCUUUCGUUUGUUCUCUCACCCGUCUUACUGAACUUCACCUUUCUUACAACCAGCUUAGUGGAAGCAUACCUGCUUCUCUUGGAAGCCUUUCUUCUUUAACUGAACUUGACCUUUCUGUCAACCAGCUUAGUGGAAGCAUACCUGCUUCUCUUGGAAGCCUUUCUUCUUUAACUGAACUUUACCUUUUUGCCAACCUGCUUAGUGGAAGCAUACCUGCUUCUCUUGGAAGCCUUUCUUCUUUAACUGAACUUUACCUUUUUGCCAACCUGCUUAGUGGAAGCAUACCUGCUUCUCUUGGAAGCCUUUCUUCUUUAACUGAACUUCACCUUUCUGACAACCAGCUUAGUGGAAGCAUACCCGCUUCUCUUGGAAGCCUUUCUUCUUUAACUGAACUUGACCUUUCUCGCAACCAGCUUAAUGGAAGCAUACCUGCUUCUCUUGGAAGCCUUUCUUCUUUAACUGAACUUGACCUUUCUCACAACCAGCUUAGUGGAAGCAUAACUGCUUCUCUUGGAAGUCUCUCUUUGUUGAGAAACUUAUAUCUUUCUAACAAUGAACUGAGGGGGAACAUUCCAGAUUCCUUAGGCAAUCUUUCUUUACUCCAGGUGUUGGAUGGUGUUAGCAAUCGUUUCAAUGAAACCAUCUCUUCUUCCUCACUUCCACCUUCUUUAGUUGUAUUAGGCCUGUCACUAAAUCACCACCAGUUGAUUUCAGAAAAUUUCUUUCACAAGCUUACAAGGUUAAGUUCUUUGUCUUUAUCUGAUUGUGUGCUAAAUAUUAGCACAAUCUGGAUUCCAUCCUUUCAAUUAUAUGAGUUGUCUUUAAUGUCAUGUACAAUUGAUGGUGAAUUUCCACCUUGGAUCUCAACACAAUUCUCACUUGAAAGGUUGGAAUUAACAAAUGCUAGUCUUGUGGGUGUAAUUCCCUCUUGGCUAUGGGAAACCAGUCCACUCCGAAUAUUAAAUCUUGCAAACAAUUUCUUUAGUGGCAAUAUUCCUUAUAGCCUGGGCAAAUUAUUUCAACUCCAGUUUUUAAAUCUUGCAAACAACAAAAUAAGUGGAAUGAUCCCUGCAAGCUUGUCCAAUUGCUCUUCUCUCAUUGUCUUAAAUUUGGGAAACAACAGUUUGAAGGGAAGCUUACCAUAUGAAUUUAGUAGACUAUUGUAAUUAAAGUCAUUAGUUGUUCAUGGUAAUAUCCUGAUUGGAUCUUUUCCACCUUCAAUAUCAAAUUGUUCAUUUUUACAAGUUCUUGAUAUUGGGAACAACUUUUUUGGAGGUGAAAUGCCACCAACAAUUGGAAAUUUUUCCGAUCUAAGAGUAUUGGUGAUGAAGAAAAACAAUUUUAUAGGGAAUAUUCCUUCAGCCAUAGGCCAACUAAUACACCUUCAGAUCUUGCUCCUUUCUUCCAAUCAUUUCUCAGGUUUAAUUCCACACACAAUUGUAUCAUUGCAAGCAAUGACAAUAGAAAACCAAAAUGGUAUUGUAUUGUCCACUUUUAAUGAUGAGCAAACAUAUCGGGAUGGAUUGGAUAUGACUUCAAAAGGCAGGAAUGAGCACUACACAUAUAUUCUUUCCACUCUCACAGCCAUAGAUCUAUCAAACAAUGAAUUGGAUGGAGAAGUUGCUUCUGAUUUUGGAAAGUUGAAGGGGUUAAGGUUUUUGAACCUUUCAAUGAACAAUUUGAAUGGGACCAUUCCAAGUAGUUUGGGAAAAAUGGGUCAGCUAGAGUCAUUAGACCUUUCAAGAAAUAAAUUUUCAGGAAAAAUCCCUAUGGAGUUUACAUCUCUUAGCUCUUUAGGUUUCCUAAAUUUAUCAAACAACCACCUUUCAGGAAUUAUACCCCAAGGAACACAGAUGGGUACAUUUGGAGAAACCUCUUAUUCAGGAAAUUCUAAUUUAUGGGGGUGUCCCCUACCCAAAAAUUGUUCUUGGCCACAAUAUAUUCCUCGUCCUCCUGAAGUUUCAAUUAACAAAGAAAAGAAAAACACUAAAUAUCCUUUGUAUGGAAUAGCAUUAGGAUUGUCAUAUGGAGUAGCAUUUGGAGGAAUAGUGUCAUUGAUCUUGAUAAAAAUGAGUUGGAGAAGAAAAUAUUUUAGUAAAGUUGAUGCAAUCCUAAAAAUUGUGUUUCCUUGGAUGAAGGACUUGACACUAUAAAGGGAUACAUCUAUAAAAGGCAAAAACACAUUACUGGUGGCUUCACCCAACAUAUUAUUGUAUAUAGUUUGAUUGUUACACUAAAUCAAGAUAAAAGUUGUUCUUUCAUAGACGGAGGACCUGGUACUAUAAAGGGGUACAUCUAUAAAAGGACUAUAUUUUUGCUAAGGAAGGCUUUUUGGUGUAUUCUCCUUAUUGAAGACAAAAACAAAAAUAAUGGUGGCUUCAUCGAGCAUAUUAUUGUAUAUAGUUUAAUUGUUAUGAUAAAUCCAUAUAAAAAUUAUGUUUCCAUGGAUGAAGGACCUGACACUAUAAAAAGGAUACAUCUAUAAAAGAUAUGUGUACCAGACUUUUUUUUGCGAAGGAAGGAUUUUUGGUGCACUCUCCUUAUUGAAGACAAAAACAUAUUAUUGGUGGUUUCACCCAACAUAUUGUUGUAUAUAGUUUAAUUAUUAUGCUAAAUCAAGAUAAAAAUUGUGUUUCCAUUGAUGAAGGACCUGACACUAUAAAGGGAUACAUCUAUAAAA
Molecule: messenger RNA, 3158 nt
Organism: Cryptomeria japonica (Japanese cedar)
Lineage: Eukaryota; Viridiplantae; Streptophyta; Pinopsida; Cupressales; Cupressaceae
Product: probable leucine-rich repeat receptor-like protein kinase At1g35710
Exons: 5
Coding region: 28-1644 (538 amino acids)
Molecular function (GO): protein binding
Source: RefSeq, a predicted model, not a curated record